Messenger RNA from Pteronotus mesoamericanus, 1095 nucleotides. RefSeq names its product Wnt family member 16 (gene WNT16). Bases 1 to 1095 code for a protein of 364 amino acids. The transcript is spliced from 4 exons. Gene Ontology annotation, biological process: neuron differentiation; multicellular organism development; canonical Wnt signaling pathway. The record is from RefSeq and is a predicted model, not a curated record. Gene Ontology annotation, molecular function: cytokine activity; frizzled binding. Gene Ontology annotation, cellular component: extracellular region. Lineage: Eukaryota; Metazoa; Chordata; Mammalia; Chiroptera; Mormoopidae.
AUGGACAGAGCGGCGCUCCUGGGACUGGCCCGCCUGUGCGCACUUUGGGCAGCCCUGCUCGCGCUGUUCCCUGGCGGAGCCCAAGGAAACUGGAUGUGGUUGGGCAUCGCCUCCUUUGGGGUUCCGGAGAAACUGGGCUGCGCCAACUUGCCGCUGAACAGCCGCCAGAAGGAGCUAUGCAAGAAGAAACCGUACCUGCUGCCCAGCAUCCGAGAGGGCGCCCGGCUGGGCAUCCAGGAGUGCAGGAGCCAGUUCAGACACGAGAGAUGGAACUGCCAGGUGGCCUCCGCCGCCGCCGCCCCGCCCGGCACCAGCCCCCUCUUUGGCUACGAGCUGAGCAGUGGCACCAAGGAAACAGCAUUUAUUCAUGCCGUGAUGGCCGCAGGCCUGGUGCAUUCUGUGACCAGGUCGUGCAGUGCAGGCAACAUGACGGAGUGUUCCUGUGACACCACCUUACAGAACGGCGGCUCAGCGAGCGAAGGCUGGCACUGGGGGGGCUGCUCCGAUGACGUGCAGUACGGCAUGUGGUUCAGCAGAAAGUUCCUCGAUUUCCCCAUCAGAAACACCACGGGGAAAGAAAGCAAAGUACUGUUAACGAUGAACCUGCAUAACAAUGAAGCUGGAAGGCAGGCUGUUGCCAAUCUGAUGUCAGUAGACUGCCGUUGUCAUGGAGUUUCUGGCUCCUGUGCUGUAAAAACAUGCUGGAAAACCAUGUCUUCUUUUGAAAAGAUUGGACAUUUGUUGAAGGACAAAUAUGAAAACAGUAUUCAAGUCUCAGACAAAAUAAAGAGGAAAAUGCGCAGAAGAGACAAAGACCAGAGGAAAGUACCGAUCCAUAAGGAUGACCUGCUCUACAUUAAUAAGUCUCCCAAUUACUGCGUAGAAGAUAAGAAAUUAGGGAUUCCAGGGACACAAGGCAGAGAAUGCAACCGUACGUCUGAGGGUGCCGACGGCUGCAACCUUCUCUGCUGCGGCCGAGGCUACAACACCCAUGUGGUCAGGCACGUGGAAAGGUGUGAGUGUAAGUUUAUUUGGUGCUGCUACGUUCGCUGCAGGAGGUGUGAAAGCAUGACUGAUGUCCACACUUGCAAGUAA